Messenger RNA from Salarias fasciatus (jewelled blenny), 771 nucleotides. Its product is annotated as transmembrane protein 17A. Lineage: Eukaryota; Metazoa; Chordata; Actinopteri; Blenniiformes; Blenniidae. The transcript has 4 exons. The record is from RefSeq and is a predicted model, not a curated record. Gene Ontology annotation, biological process: non-motile cilium assembly. The coding region runs from base 103 to 771 and encodes 222 amino acids. Gene Ontology annotation, cellular component: ciliary transition zone.
UUAAACAAUGGGGAUUAGACACGGACACUGAACCACGGGCACAGUUUUCGGACCGCCACACUUCCCCGCUCCUUGGCUCGGUCAUCAUCAUCUCUACCCACAAUGCCUGUGUUCUACUCUCCGAUUCCUGAGAACCUGCAGAUGGGCCUGGCCUACAUGGGAGGCUCUGUGUUCACCAACAACAGGACGGCAGACAGCGACUUCAAGCGGCAGCAGGAGGACGCCUCCGUGGUCAACCAGCUGGUUUCCCACCUUCCUCUUCAAAUGCUCCUCUACUUCAACAUGUUUUACUUCCCCUGCUGGUGGUUCUCUGCUGUGUUCAUGCUGGAAGUAAAGUACCCCUAUCUUCCAGGGUACUACCAGGCUCUGCUCAUCACUGGGAUUGUCCUCCUCACACUCAUAGAAGUAAUCCGGCUUUAUCUGGGCUACAUCGGCAACCUUAAAGAAAAGGUGCCAGAGCUGGCCGCCUUCUGGCUCCUGUCUUUCAUGUUCCAGCUGCCGGUGCUGCUGUUCUUCCUGACCGACGAGGGGAUCCUCAUCCUGCCCCUGGAGAGAGCCGUCCACUCCCUCUACCUCACCUUCCUGCUCGCCCAGAUCGUGGCCUCUUUCCUGGCGCUCAGGACCAUGACCCGAAAGCUCACUCUGCUCUUCCAUCUGCGCCAGAUUGGCGCGGGGCGGCAUUUCCACCGCGCGGGCAUGAGUCCCGUCUACGGGCUUUCCUAUCAGCGCAGCGUGCUGCCUGUGUCACCCAUUCACCACAUGUACCAUUAA